Messenger RNA from Tarenaya hassleriana, 3606 nucleotides. Its product is annotated as protein PLASTID MOVEMENT IMPAIRED 1-RELATED 2. The transcript is spliced from 3 exons. The coding region runs from base 374 to 3466 and encodes 1030 amino acids. NCBI's taxonomy places the organism in Eukaryota, Viridiplantae, Streptophyta, Magnoliopsida, Brassicales, Cleomaceae. The record is from RefSeq and is a predicted model, not a curated record.
UUGUCUAGUGUGGUCUGGGCGGCUCACCAACUUCACUCUUCGGACCCACCCGAUCCGAUCCGAUCCGAUCCGAUCCGACCCGACCCGAGAGACUGAGCAUUGAAUCUCGUCAUGCUAGUCUCGUGAAGUUUUUCCGGGAAAACACAGAAUUCUCUGUUAUCAGAUUCCGAGAAAAUCUCUCACCGUUUCAUUUUCCGCCUUUUUCAAACUCGAAGCUUUUACUUGGCGAAGCAUAGAGAAGGGACUUCUUUCCAAAAGUGCAGGCUUGAUUUCUGGUUUGAAGGAAGGCUCCUCCUGAGAAGUCGUUAUUCUCCGGAUCUUGUUCUGAGAUUUGUGAUCACAUCGAAAAUCUUAUCAGGUAACACUCUAAACGAUGUUGUCUAAAAACAGUGGGAAUGAGAAGAACAAUGCUUCUGGAGAUUCAUACAAUGUUCAGCUGUUGAGGGACAUCAAGGAGAUUAGCUCAGCGCUUUCCUUACACAAAGCCGCACCGAAAGCUUUGCUCUCAUCUUCUCAUGUCCGAUCCAAAUCUGCUGGCAAGACACGCCCACCGGUUUCCAGGCCGAAUCCCAACUCGAAAACUGUGGGUGAUACCUCGUUGCAGAAGAACAAGAAAUCCUCCCUAGCUUGGAAUUGGAAGAAACCUUUGAGAGCCAUAACGCAUUUUAGGCAGCAUCGGUAUGACAUUUGUUUUCAUCUCCACGUCCAUUCGAUUGAAGGUCUACCUUCAAAUCUGAACGACAGUAGUUUGGUCGUGCAAUGGAAGAGGAAGGACGAAGUGUUGUCUACUCGGCCAUGUAUUGUUUUGGAUGGAGCUGCAGAAUUUGAAGAGACCUUAAUGCACAGAUGUACGGUAUAUUGUAGUAAAAGCGGUCCCUAUCAUUCUGCCAAAUAUGAGGUGAAGCUUUUCUUGAUUUAUGCCUCUGUUGCCGAUGCUCCCCGCCUUGAUCUUGGGAAGCAUUGGAUUGACCUCACAAGGCUCUUGCCAUUGUCUCUAGAUGAGUUGGAGGGUGAGAGAAGCACAAGAAAGUGGACUACGAGCUUCAAGCUUUCAGGUGCAGCAAGGGGCGCAGUUCUGAAUCUUAGUUUUGAUUACUCUGUCAUCAAGGAUUCAAACAGUGAUGUCAAUGGUGCUUCCAACUCAAGCAGUAGAAGUACAAUGCUGAGGCGGGUUGGGAGUGUUCCAAGUAAUUUGGACCACCGAUCUUCACCGCUUGAUGAAGGAAAGGUUUUUCAUCAAGUGUCUCCUAACCUUAGUUUGGAGCUCUCCAAGUCGAUAGAUUUUCUAUAUGAAAAACUUAAUGAACAAAACUUGGAAAGUUCAAUGGGAAAAGAUACCCUGUAUGAAUGUCUGGGGAAAACUAGCCUUAACCCUGGCUUGGAGAGUGCUAAGCAAACAGAUGAGUCUGAUGAUACUGAGUUUGCUUUUAUUGAUAAGGGGGUUGAGAUUGUUGAGCAAGAAGGAUCCAGAUCCAAGUUGGAUGAAAGUACUCUUUCAAACACAGAUUCUUCAAGAAUUGAAAUUAUUGAUGUGGAUGAUAUUCUUAAGGAUGAAGAUGCAGCCCUUACUGAGGAAACACGUUUUAUUGAUCAGUUAUUAAUGGCCAGUCCUGAAAAUGAAGGAAGUAGCUUAUCCUCAAAGCAAUCAUUUUUCGGAGAAUCUGACUCAGCUGUUAGCAGCCAUGUGGUUUCUGAGUCAUUUGAUGUGGAAUCUUCAUCAGCCAUGGAUGACUCUCUCGAACAAGAAAAUUUUUUGGAAGUUAAAUCGAGUUAUAAAGCUACAAAAAUGUCAAUGAAGUCGCUAAGCCUGGAUGACAUAACUGAAUCUGUAGCUAGUGAUUUCCUAAAUAUGUUGGAAUUUGAAGACUGUUCAUAUAUUUACACUUCAGAUGGUGAGCCAGCUUCUCCUCGCGAGUGUCUGCUCAGAGAGUUUGAGAGGGAGGCUUUGGCUUCUGGAGGUUUUUUCUUAGAUUUUGAUGGGGAAGCAGAAUACGCUUAUGAAAUUGACGAUGAGGACAAAGAUUUCUCAUUCACUUCAAGUACUGAGGGUGUUGAUGAAAACAUCGGUAAGGACAAAGCUGAAUUGCUAAUAAAUAGAAGGAAGGCCAAGGUGCUAGAAAACUUAGAGACUGAAACUUUGAUGCGAGAGUGGGGUUUAAAUGAAAACAUCUUUCGAAACUCUUCACGUGUUCGUUCUGAUGGAUUUGGAAGUCCGAUAGAGCUUCCGGUUGACGAGAGAAUUGAUCUGCCUCCUCUUGGUGAUAAUCUUGGGCCUUUUGUCCAAACAAAAGGAGGAGGGUAUAUCCGUUCGAUGAAUCCCUUACAGUUGAGAAAAUCCAAGAAUGUGGCGCGUCUUAUCAUGCAAGUUUCAGCUCCAGUGGUGCUAGCAUCGGAGUUAGGUUCUGAUGUUAUCGAGAUAUUGCAGAGUAUAGUAUCUUCUGGAAUUUCAGGACUUUGCUCUCAGGUUAAUGCAUUGAUGCCUUUGGAGGAUAUUACUGGGAAGACAAUACAUGAAGUAGCUGAAGAUUCGGCCCCUGAGAGAGUGAUGCAUGAUUGCUCUGACAACAGUAGAGCUGCCUUGGACCGGAACUCAUCAGAUCAGCUGGGUUCAUUUCAUUCAGAAGAAAAAUUUGGAUCUUGUCGAUCUCAUAUGAUAUCGGGUUAUGCACCUCUCGAAGCUCUUGCUGCUUUAGCUAUGGAUAGGAUUGAAUCUCUCUCAAUAGAAGGCUUAAGGAUUCAGUGUGGCAUGUCAGACCAAGAUGCACCAUCAAGCAUUGAACCAAAACUCAUGGAUGCCUCUGGUGCUUCAGAGUUAAUUGGUUUCUGCUUUACUUUGAACGAAUGGUUAAAACUUGAUACUGGAUUUACAAACGAUGGAGGUCAAAUGAGUGAUGAAAAGAUAAAGAUUCUUUCAGCUCAUCAUGCUGAUCAACAGAGAGCUUCUAGCGGAAAGCAUCAUAUCUUGGGGAAUGAAUUGACACUUGGUGUAAGGGUAAUGCUUAGAGACCCAUUUCGAAACUAUGAACCGGUUGGCCCAACUAUGCUUGCUUUGAUCCAAGUCGAGAGGCCUUCUGAUUCCUCUAACCCGUGUUUGUAUAGAUUGGCUGAAUAUCAAAGUAAUGAAGAAGCUUCUGAAUUGGAUUGGGGAAUCACUGAGAUUAGUCUUGUAGGUUUGAAAACUGAGUCUGGUGUAGACCAUCCUUGGGGGACGAAAACACAGCAACAGUCCGGAGCACGCUGGUUGCUUGCUAGUGGUAUGGGGAAACCUGUCAAGCUUCCAUCUUCGAAAUCAAAGGCUAUCAUAGUAUCAAACCCGCAAGCAUCCAGUAAGCCCCAAGACACAUUAUGGAGCAUAACGACCAGCAGCCACGAUCAAGAAUCUAAUUCGAGUAGCUGUUCUGCCUCUGCUCUGUUUACGAGAAAUCCUGAUGUGAAUUUCCCGAAUGAAAGAACAUCUAGACCGUGAUGGUAGAAUUUCCUUCUGUGUAUGGGUAUACUGCUUUCUUCUUACCACUUCGUGCUACCAAAAGCAGUCUUGAUUGCGAUGUAUGAGGAUUGUUUCUUAUGGUGUAAUUAAUUACAUAAAUGUUAAUCUCUUCUGAUAAA